UUAAAUAAAAGACAAGAGACAAGAAGGGAAAGCGGCGAGCGAAGAAGCCGCUGGUUGCGCUUCUCUCCUAAUCUUUUAUAUCUUGGAAAUUCCUUGACAAAAUUCCGCGCCACGACCGACUGAUUAUUUGGAAAACCCGCAAAAUCUCAGCAGACAGCCGAAAGGAGAAAUCCCCUACGCGAUCCUGCCAGGAAAUAUCGCAGUACCAACAGUAAGCACAAAAUGGCUCGCAUAAAGAGACAUCGAAACGCGAGAAGUCGCCGAGGAAUGAAGCGCCAUUAUCGCAAGCCGAACAUUCCGGAGCUGGUCUACAAGUUUCUCGUCGCGGAGGAGGCUGCUCGUGACGUGGGACGCGCUCCUGAGACAAAGUGUCGUCGCUGCGGUGAAGAAGUCGUAGAUUCCGCGGAUUCCCCGCGCACCGCCGACAGGAAUAUGGGUUACAAAGCCCGUAAGAAUAGCGGUAGGGUCUCAAAGACUCGCGGCAUCAAACGACGUACCACGUCGAGGGAUUUGCCGGUCACGUAUUUACAAAAAUGCGUAGGCGGCGAAGAAACGAGAAAAGCGAGGAAAUAUAUAAAGAAGGCGUUAGACUUUGGUGUCGAGUCCGGCUACCUUAUUCCUUCUGAUCCCACUUACAAAGUCCUACGCGUGUCGUCGAAUCUGAUGAGAAGUGAUUCGCGGAGGAACAGGAUAAGCGCGUGCGAUAAAACCGUAUCUCAGGAGCAAGACAAGAGCCUGCGCAACACCCCGUCCAGGCUCGACGACCUGCAAGUGCAGGAACAAAGGAGGAGAGGACGUAGGAGGCGAAGGCGAGGACGAAGAUCGAGAAGUGUCUCGCGCCGUAGAGUCAGCAGGAGGGGGAGGGGGAGGGGGAGGAGGAGGAGGAGGAGGAGCAGGAGGACCAGGAGCAGGAGUAGGUCACGCACAAGGCAUAGCAGCCCGCAGAAUCCCGAGGAGGUUGCCGAGGACGAUGUGGACGAUUACGAGAUAGAUGAGAACGAUCCAAAGAGCAAUAUUCACAGCGACGACGUAGAAAAGGAACCGAAGACAGCGCGUUCAAACCCGCCUGACGAGGAACAAUCCACGAAGAAAGCUGAGAGGAAUAUCUCGGACUUAUCCGUCGACGAGGACGAGACCGACGACGAGGAGGAAGAGAAGAAGACGACCAGCGUGACCAAAUUGUAGCUUUUCACAAAUCUGUCAGCGACAGUCCGCGAGAAUCUCCUGUGAUAUAGCAACGUUCUUUCUCUCCCCAUUUGAUAUUACGAUUUAAAGCCGUAUUAAUAGACAUUAUUUGAAACUUCUCAGAUCAGAUACUCAGAUUUGUAUAUGAAACUAAAUGUAAAUUUUUCAGCUAAAUCGCGAUUACAAAUACAAUGUCGCAUAUAUUGUGUGAUUCAAGUAGUAAACUCAAAUGUAACUUUAAAGUCAUCGGAGUAUCUCACUUUAGGACAAAUUUCAAGUAAUAACUAUUAAUAUGAGCCUUAGUGAGCGUCUUCUACAAUGCAAUUUGGCUUUGUAUAGAAUCGCUCGAUUCGUUUACACAUAUUUUGAUACAUCUAUUUUAUACAAACUCACGUGUGUACGAUGUGAUAUAUGUGGUCAUGGUCUCCGUGUGCAUCUGAUAACUGUAUACACAUUCUGGCAAUAAAACAACGGCAUUAAGCGACCUUUCAAAAGGGCAACUAUCAUUCGUCGUGUCCUGAGCCGCGCGCGCCAAACUUUUCUUUACAAUCUAUCGAGAAUAUAUGAACGUACACAGAGAGGACGAUUUG
Molecule: messenger RNA, 1775 nt
Organism: Odontomachus brunneus
Lineage: Eukaryota; Metazoa; Arthropoda; Insecta; Hymenoptera; Formicidae
Product: arginine/serine-rich coiled-coil protein 2-like
Exons: 4
Coding region: 223-1185 (320 amino acids)
Source: RefSeq, a predicted model, not a curated record